Prunus mume (Japanese apricot) is the source of this 1821-nucleotide messenger RNA. Its product is annotated as MATE efflux family protein. NCBI's taxonomy places the organism in Eukaryota, Viridiplantae, Streptophyta, Magnoliopsida, Rosales, Rosaceae. Gene Ontology annotation, molecular function: xenobiotic transmembrane transporter activity; antiporter activity. Gene Ontology annotation, biological process: xenobiotic detoxification by transmembrane export across the plasma membrane. The record is from RefSeq and is a predicted model, not a curated record. Gene Ontology annotation, cellular component: membrane.
CUCUCUCUCUCUCUCUCUCUCUCUCUCUCUUAGCAGAGGAAAUUAAACAAAGCAAGCUAGAAACAAAGCAAAAGGAAACAAAGAUAUAAUGGUUGAAGCAGCAGAGCAAUCCCGAAAGUACCCGACAAUGCCAGAGGUGGUGGAAGAACUCAAGAGAAUGACGGAUAUUGGCUUCCCCAUUGCGGCCAUGAGCUUAGUGGGCUACCUCAAAAACAUGGUCCUAGUUGUAUGCAUGGGAAGGCUAGGAAGUCUUGAGCUAGCUGGUGGGGCUUUAGCCAUUGGCUUCACCAACAUCACUGGCUACUCGGUCCUUUCUGGCUUGGCCAUGGGUAUGGAGCCCCUAUGUAGCCAAGCAUUUGGCUCACAAAACUUCUCUAUAGCAUUCCUCACUUUAAAAAGAACCAUUCUCUUAUUACUUCUCACUUCUCUUCCUAUUGCUCUCCUUUGGGCCAAUCUUGAACCUCUCAUGCUCCUCCUCCAUCAGAACCCUGAUAUCACAAGAAUUGCAAGCUUGUAUUGCCAAUUUGCCAUCCCUGAUCUAAUAGCUAAUAGCCUUCUCCACCCUAUACGCAUUUUUUUACGUAGUCAAAGCACAACAUGGCCAUUAAUGUGGUGUACUUUACUAGCAAUUGUCCUACACCUUCCCCUCACCAUCUUCUUAACCUUCACUCUUUCUCUUGGGGUCAAAGGGAUAGCUAUUUCUAGUUCUCUCUCCAACUUCAUCACUCUCUUCUUCUUUUUGGGUUACAUGGUCUAUGCUCAUGUCCUAAAAGAGCGUAAGUAUUGUUGGCUAUUGUCCACUACAAAUUCUGAACCAGCACCGAUAUUGUCCCAACCAAUAUUACCCAAAAAUUUGGUACCGACCGAGCUAGGGGCUGAUCAAUGGAGGAUGCUAAUUCGACUCUCUAUACAAAGUUGCCUAGCAGUUUGUUUAGAAUGGUGGUGGUACGAGUUCAUGACACUUCUAGCCGGUUACCUUCACAAACCUCACAUUGCCCUUGCAACGUCAGCCAUAGUGAUACAAACCACAUCUCUCAUGUACACCUUGCCAACAUCACUAAGUGCAUCGGUGUCAACACGAGUAGGCAACGAACUCGGGGCGGGCCAACCAAAAAAGGCACGUUUGGCGGCAGUGGUGGCGGUGGGGAUGGCCCUAGUGAGCUCAUUGUUGGGCUUGUCGUUGACCACCUUAGGAAGAGAGACAUGGGGGAGAAUCUUUACUAAGGAUGGUGAGGUUUUGGAGCUGACCAUGGCUGUGCUGCCCAUAAUCGGACUAUGUGAGCUUGCUAAUUGUCCACAAACUACAAGUUGUGGGAUUUUGAGAGGAAGUGCUAGGCCGGGUAUCGGGGCAUGGAUUAACUUUUACUCAUUUUACAUGGUGGGUGCUCCUGUGGCAAUAGUCAUGGCGUUUGUUUGGAGACUAGGGUUUCAAGGGCUUUGUUAUGGACUUCUAGCGGCUCAAAUCACAUGUGUGAUUUCCAUAUUAACAGUGGUACACAAGACAGAUUGGGAGAGAGAAUGGCUCAAAGAGUAGAGAGUUUGUGGGAAGGAGUAAGAGCAGAGUGGCUGCAUUUCCACAUGCAGAUGAAACAGUCAAAUGUGAAGAGGGUACGUUGCAAAAUUAGAACAUUUUGAAAGGUGAAAGGAAUUCGUGGAAAACCGAACAGUCGGGUUGAAUGUGAAGAGGCUAGCUCCAUGUUGAAGUUUCUAAGAGAAAAAAGCAGAAUCUUGAAAAAAGUGAUGAAAAUGAUUUUGAUGAGGAAAGAAAUUAGUAAUUUACAUUAAUUCUGAUUUGAAUAGGACGACCUCAAAUUUAUAUUU